CGUGGUAACCAUAGCAACGCGCCUGUUUGCAAAUGGCUUACCGGCAGAAACUUGACAGCUUAAAAAUUAAAGUAAAUAACGAUGUCUGAGACUCAAAGCUGCCACAGUUCAUCUUCAACGCUCGAAGAAAGAGUUUUUACACCUGAUAUUCUGGUUUCUGAGAGCGAUGAGAAGUUCCUCCGGUCUCUAUAUGAGUUUAUCGAACACGAAAAGAAGUAUCUGCAGAGUCCAGAGGAAGGUCCGGACGAGCUUAGAUACAUCAUCUACCGCUUCGUGUUUCAUAAGGUGAUUGGACGAGCCACAGGCUAUAAGAGGCUUCUGUUGACCAUAAAGGCUGAAUAUGAUGACACCAUCAAGGAGUUGAAGAAGAGGGAGGAUGAAGUCCAGGCGGCUCAGCACUCUCAGUUGUCUUCCAUGUCACAGGUAGAAUCACUGAUGACCUGCAGGGGACGAUCUGCUCAGUUGACAAACAGAAUCUCCCUCAUUCGGACUAAAACGGCAGAACUUAAAGAGCUGAUCAAUAGACUGAAGUCACGCAAAGACCAGAGCAGCUGGAUUCCAGGUGUGACGGUGUAUCAGUCUUAUCAUCUCGACUUUCUUAACCAACACCUGGAGGAGCUGAAGAGUCACAGAGCUGCUCUGAUGGACACCAAGAGUCGGUGUGUUCCUCUGGAUGUCAAAAACAAGAUGGACGCUCAGCUGCAGUCCGCCAAGCGCCGCAGAGAAAAGCUGAACACCGAGAACCAAAAUCUGAGAAUCCUAUAUAAGCGUAUGAAGAAAGUGUGCGACUGUCUGAGCAGCUGGGAGGAGGAAGAACAAAAGCUUCCUCUGGAGGAACUCAUCAGUUCCACACUGGAGAACAUCAGACAGACUGACGUGUUGGAUGAAGAUGCUCGCAGCAUCAACGCUGAGCUGUUUGAGAGCCAAGAGCCGAAAGGAUUGGACGAGUCCGCUCUCCUGAGAGCUCACCUGGACAGGUUCAUGGAGCUUUUUGACUCGGCUCAGUUUGAGGAAGCUGCUGUACUUGCUGCCAGAAACCCUCCAGGAGUCUUGAGGAACCUCAACACCAUGGAGAUGUUUAAAGGUGUGUCGGGCCCUCCAGGCUCCGUCCCUCCAUCUCUCCUGUUCUUCAGAGCUCUGCUGAUCAGCGUCCAGACCGGCGGUGAGCUGUUAGCUGAUUUAUCUCUGCAGGGCGUCAUCUGUGCUCUGCAGCAGGGAGAUCUGAGGCUGGUCGUCUUUGCUGUCACCCAGAACAAACUCACUUUGUCUGAGGAGCUGGGCGAUGUGCUGACUGAACAUGCUCAGAGGAACCCCUCAAUGGCCGACACGUGUCUGACAUUGGCCACCAUCGUCUACGAGGCCUGCAGGCUGCACAGGAAGUCUGCACUGAGCAUGUGCAGGAGAGGUCUGAUCCAUGGCGCUGCAGAGUUCAUGAAGCACCGUAGCGAUGUCACAGCCGAGGACUGUAUGUGGGUUCUAUGUCGCUCGCCCAGCCUCUCCCUCCUCCAGCUGCUGAUGGAGCCUCGACAGGGCCGGGAGGCCAUCUUGCCAGUGGGCACAGCCUGUGUAGCUCUACUGGUUGACCCUCAGCAUCAACAGUUAGCGCUGCAGCUGCUGGACACUUUCAUCUGCCAAGGACCCGGGGUUUUGCAGGAGGUGAUACUGGAGGACAACGGCUCCUCGGUGGACGUUUGGGUCGACGUGGCGUCUCUGUGUUCUGGGCUGAACCGGGCCGACCUUAGCCGAGCCGUUCUCUCCGUCCUGGUGGAGCAAAGUGGAACCAGAAUCCUGAGUCCAGAUCUGCAGGGAGCAGAACUCAUGGAGCACAUCUUCCUGUAACCAUGAAGGCAGAGAGACUAAGCAUUAUUACGCUGCCUCCUCUGAGAAUAAAGCGACACAAAUGAUCUGGCAGUUUGUGUUGAAACUCUAAACAAUUUGUAGGUCACUUUACUGCUCCUGUCACAUUUUUCUUCACUGUGGGUUAAUUUUUCACUGCAGUAUGAAGUCCUGCAUCUCUGGAAAUAGCACAACCAUGAAGAAGGAGUGAGAACUUAGAAAUGUCUUCUGUGCAGAAUGACACAGAAGAACGGAAAGUUGAAACAAAAGCAAUGAGACACAAAAUGACUGCAAAAGCUCAGUACAAUGACAGACACAAAACGAGAAGCAAACAACUACACAAAGACACAAAAUUACCAGAAAUACUCACAGAAUGACCGCAAAUAAACACAAAUUUACCAUAAAGAUACAUAAAUGACGACAAAGAACAAAGACACACAAAAUUACCUUAAAUUGACACACAAUGAAUAUAAAGAUACACAAAUUGACCACAAAUAUAAUAAUAAUAACUUUAUUUAUAAAGCGCUUUCCGUCAAAGUGCUGUACACAGAAAUAGAAAUAGAUAAAUAAAAAUAAAGACAAUAAAAACAGAACAAUAAAAAAGACAUCAGUAAAACAAACAAUUUAGGAUUCAUAUGUAAGAGAAAACAAGUGGGUCUUCAGCUUAAAUACAUUAAUGGACGAUGCCUGCCUGAUUUCAGCAGGCAGACUGUUCCACAAUGUUGGCGCCCGGAAAGAAAAAGCCCGUUCCCCAGCCGUCUUUUUACAGACCUUCGGGAUAUUCAGAAGUCCAGUCCCCUGAGAACGGAGAGCCCGAGCGGGGACAUACAGAUUCAGCAGGCUGGAUAAAUAAGACGGGGCAAUUCCAUUAACAAUUUUAUAGGUUAGUAGCACCACCUUAAAGUCUGCUCUAACAUGAACUGGUAGCCAAUGCAGAGAGGCCAGCCCUGGAGUAAUAUGCACGUAUUUACUUGUUCUGCUCAGAACGUGAGCUGCUGCGUUCUGGACUAUCUGCAGACCAUGAAGGCUCUUCGUUGGCAGACCUGAGAAAAGGACGUUGCAAACCGUGAGGAAACAAAAGCAUGAAAUAUAUACAGAAUAAUAUACAGAAAAUGACCACAAAUAUUGACAAAAUGACCACAAAUACACACAAAAUGACCAUAUAGACAUAACCUUACCAUAACAAUACACAAAAUUACCACAAACGUGCACAAAAUUACCAUAAAAGAGACAAAAAAUGACCAUAAAGAGAUGCAAAACAAGUUACUAGGACACACAAAAUUAUCAUCCAAACACAAAAUGACCUUAAAGAGAUGCAAAACAACUACAAAGAGACACAAAACAGCCACAAAGAUGCAAAUCAACCACAAAUAUACACAAAAUUACUUGAAAGGCACACAAAAAAACAUGAAUACACACAAAGUGACCAAAAAUAGAUGCAAAAUGACCACAAAGAAACACAAAAUGACCAAAAGAAGAUGCAAAAUGACCACAAAUAUACACAAAAUUACUAGAAAGCUGCUCAAAGCAAUCACAAAUACACAAUGAUCAUACAGACACAAAGUGACCACAAAGUGACACAAUACAGCUACAAACAGACACAAAAUGACAACAAAAAUUGCCAUAAAUCGUUAGAAUUAAAAACCUUUAAUCAACGUUUACAUUUGUAACAUCUCUGGACUUACAAAAGGCAACAAACACUUUUGUUCUCCUGCGAAGAAUCAGAAAAUUUUGUCACUUUAAAUCUGUUUCAUUGUCUCUCAUUCAUUAAAACAACUGAAAUGAUUCAGGAUAAAAAUGUAAAACAGUGACGACUGAUGACCAGCAGGUGGAGACAAACUCACAAAGUGAAACGAAAGUCAGACAAACGCCUGCUGACAUGUAUGGGUAAUAAUAAAAAUAUUAAUAAGAAUAAGAAGAAUGUGUGUGAUUGAUUAAGUACACUGAGACUAAUGUUGGUGCACCAUCAAACUUUUUAUGUUCAUCAUCCCUUUUCUGCUUAUUCAGGUUGAGUUUAUGUUAAUUUAUUAUUUCCAUAACCACCAAUUGUCGCUUAUAAACGCCUUUAUCAUCUCUGCUGGUUUCCAUUAUUUAUGAAUAAAAGCAAAGUUAAAUGUACAUUUAUGUUGAAUUAAAAACAUUUAACUAUUAUGAAAGAACAAAUGCAUUUAAACAUCUUCAUGUGAAUUUGAGUAUUUGUUUGGCUAAGUUAUUAAUGUUAAGGAAGAGAGCCUCUGUCUAUUUCUGUUUGCUUUUUAUUAACUAUAAUUGUUAUUUCUGUCUUAUUUUUUAUAAUGAUAACAAUGUGGGCCAUUUUGGUAUUUUUUUUCUUUUACAAAGCUGUUCAUUUUUACUUAAAGUGAAAUUUGCGGUUUUGUACGGAACCCUUCUCAUGACAUGGUAAAAAAA
Messenger RNA from Acanthochromis polyacanthus (spiny chromis), 4245 nucleotides. RefSeq names its product clathrin heavy chain linker domain-containing protein 1. NCBI's taxonomy places the organism in Eukaryota, Metazoa, Chordata, Actinopteri, Pomacentridae. The record is from RefSeq and is a predicted model, not a curated record. The coding region runs from base 82 to 1839 and encodes 585 amino acids. The transcript is spliced from 11 exons.